CUUGGCUGAGACUCGGCGACGUCACCCAACCCCGCUGCUCCGACGUUCCCUACGCGCCGCCUUGUCCGCCGCUAAUGGCGGCCUUUAGCCCCAUAGGCCACCCACGCGACGCCGCGGCAGCUGACUCGACGGCCGACGCUGCAGCAUAUACGCCACAGCUCACUGUCCGCUGCGCCUUCCCCGCGCGCGCGCGUGCCAGGAUUGGCUCAUUUUCGUUGGCCGGGGAAGAGGGGAUUCCCCGUGACGGUGGCCGUGCGGAAAUUCGCUCCGCCCCCGUGCGGCGCCUUCUGCCCACACGUUCUUUUUUUGAUUCCCGGGGAUGCGGAGGCCGCCGUCGGGAUCGCGACGGGGAUGUUGCCGGGCGGCAAAGCAGUGGGGCUGCUCGGCACUUGAUCCAUUCCUUCCUGGCAGUGGUGGCGCAAGUGGCCGGCAGGACAGGUGCCCGGCGCCCCCGGCGCUGCGUCUAGCUGCUUCUAUGGGAGUGGCCGGGUUCUUUUAAGCCUUGGCUGGUUGCUGUUUCUCGCCGCGGAGGCGUUCUGGGCUGAUCUUGCUGGCGCCUGGGGAGAAGAAGCCAGCGGUCGCUGAGAACAUUCAAGCAAAUCUAUGAAACUGCACUGCACUUGAAAGCUGUAAUCAUGUCAGAUUGACCUGCCAAAAUAUUUUGGGAGAAAGAGUUUCAAAUUCUGUCGAGCGAAAGUGAUCUUGGUUUACCUUUUGAGCUCAUCAAAGCUAGAGUGUCUGAAAGACUGAUGCUUGGAAUGAGCAAUACAGGUGCAUCUGCAGAGAAUACACAUCAGUUUAGUUCUAAGACGUCGGGCAUAACUCAUAAUGUUUGCCAAGGAGUUGAAUGCAAGAAUGUUGAUCGGGUUGGUACACCUUUUGGAAGUUCCAGGAUGCUAAAAAAUAUGAACUUAUAUGCUGCUAAUACAGUGGUAUCAGAAAGAUUUUCUUUUCAUAAGCUUUCAGAUAUAUCUGUGAAUUUUCGCAAUGUUUUGAGCUCGGACAAUCUGAGUAUGGAGUGGAAUCACUUCCCCAUGUUUGAAAUCAACCGGAAGAUUGACAGUAUACUUAACCCAAGGCGCACUGCAUUUGGUACUUCACCUGAUAAGUCUUUUGUUCAGCAGAAAGAUUUGAAGGUAAACAUGUCGACAUCUAAUGUGAUGGCAUUUUCAUCAAAGGAAUAUCAGUUCCCUUCACAUCGAGUAGCUGAUGAGAAUAAAAGUAAGUGCAGAUCUACAGGUGGCAUCCUGUCUCACCAAGAUAAACAUAUUGGUCUCAAGUUUGAUCAGGCUGGGAAAAAACUGAAAGGCCAUUUAUCAAUUGAAGAGUCAAACUUUUGCAGCAAGAAUGAGACUGAUUCAUCAUGUUCAAUGACAGACAAGCUCUGUGCUAGCAAUCUUAUGAAUACAAAGGAAGCACCUUGUUGUUCUAGUGAGAACAAUUUCAUGUUCUCAGGAAGCAGAAAAGAGAAUGAAAAUGCUGAAGGUAAACUCCUGGAAAUGAAAUUAGGAGCAUUAGGAGGGUGCCCUAAGCAACAAGAUUUUGAGAGGGCAGCAGAUCAUGGCCUAGUGCUUGGUAGAGAAUGUGGGAUGCGACAGGUCAAUGCUUCUACCACCAGUGAAGGGAGUGAUGUGGGAACUAGUGGUCGUGGUAUGGUCUUUGGUAAUCUAUUACAGAGUGAACAUGAGAAUCUGCAUGCACACAGAGUGAAUUCUGAAACGAAGUCGACAGAAUCCUGCGACCUACCUGGUAAAAUUGAAAGCACACUGGCAAUGAAGAGCAAAGUUGAAACAUUGGCCCUUGGGAAACCGCCAAAGGACAUAUCGACAGAUGGCAAGCAAAAAGGUCCCUGCUUAUUUGAAAUGCUAACACUACCUUCCAAAUCACAGGGUACAUAUUUCAAUGACCCCAUAUCUUCAGGUAGAUCUUGUGGCAACAUGGGUACUUGUUCGCUGGGAGCGCAGAAACAGUUCGCAACUAAGACUGAUACUUUGUACAGUGGCACGCAUCAUGCAUCAGGCUUUGCUUCAACGUCAACACACAAGGUAUUAUACCAGCUUGGUGUUUGCAACCAUAAAAGUGACUCUGGCUGUCCAAACACGGCAAAAUCUAAGCAGAUAGCAACUUCAUCUAUCAGAGGAGUUUCAAGCUGCAGUGGAGGAAAUGAAACUCUCAACGUGAGUGCAGGAAAUCACAGGUCUUGUCUGAAAGAGUCGUGCACCAAUAAGCAAGAAUGGAGCAUGCCAAAGACAUCAAGCAUGAACCUAGAUCUAGUUCUUUUUCAGAUAAGCAGAAUGAGGAAUCCAAUUUCCAGUGCUCUAAUUGAGUCACCAGUAUGUUCGGAGCCAAGUGACAGGUGGCUCAAACGUCUGCAAAAUGAUAUCUUGGAUCCUCAUUUUCCUUGUUCCAAGAGAUCAAAAAUUGGAGAUGGUCCACCACCUGGAGGAUCAUGUACCAUCUUUGGUCAAGAGCUUAAUUUCGAUACAGGAAAAGCUGACAUGAUCAACCAGGCGAAGGAGGUCCAGCUAAGGUAUGGAAGAUUGAUUAACCAACAAAAUCUAGAAGGCUCUCUUAUUUCAGCAAAAAGUCUUAACAGUUGGAUAGGAAGAUGGUGCCAAGGUGGCACCCCUAUUUACCAUGGCACUUCAAAUGUUGAAAAGCAAACAUCAAAGUUUAAUAUGCCACCUGAUGAUCUUGGAGGCCAGUUUCCAAGCAUUGCUGCAAUGGCCAUGAUGGGGCGAGCAAUGAACAAGCUGCGACCGUGUGAACUUCAGAAAAGGGGACCUUCGGUAGUGUGGAAGACACAAGGGCUGUGACAUUUGAGAAGUGUGCUUAUCCUUUUUCUGUCCACUAGCUGUUGCCUGUCAGCAGAUAUCUGCAGGUAAAAAAGAUGUGUUGUUAAACUAAUUAUAAUGCGUGAUUGCCUAGCCUAUUCUUUGUCCUAAAUCUUUCUCUCUUCUAGUAUAGUGUCCCACACUCUCACCAAUAUAUCUAUGAUGUAUUAAAUUUUAUCAGUUUUCUUCUGUGUUCCAUGAAAAACAAGAUUGUAACAUUAAUGGAUAAGAUAAGCACGCCUUUAUCCUUCCUUGAA
Messenger RNA from Panicum hallii, 3091 nucleotides. RefSeq lists its product as uncharacterized. Gene Ontology annotation, biological process: regulation of photomorphogenesis. The transcript has 4 exons. Lineage: Eukaryota; Viridiplantae; Streptophyta; Magnoliopsida; Poales; Poaceae. The coding region runs from base 750 to 2816 and encodes 688 amino acids. The record is from RefSeq and is a predicted model, not a curated record.